GUGAGCGUACAGCAUCAUGGAGUCCAAGAAACUCACCAGAGGAGUCAGGGAUAAAGUUGUAAAGAACUUUAAAGCAGGAUUAGGCAAUGGCGGAGACAUUGCAGUAGCCAAGCGAUGGAUCCCCUGGAGGUUCCCCCUCUCACCCCAACGAGUAAGGAGGUGCUGUGCAAGGCCUUGAGUGACAGUUUUGCCGGUUUCACCCAGGAGAGACUCACCCACCGCUUCCCGCAAGAUGUCACCUUAUGGUCUGAGUGGGAGGUGAAUCACUGGCUGGACUGGUGCCGCGCUGAGUUUGGUCUGCACUUGCUGGGCUCAGAACUGAAGGGCCUGCAGGGUCAUGAGUUGUGUGGCCUGGACCGUGAGGCUUUCCUGGGCCUCACGUCUGACUAUACCGCAGGAGAGAUUAUGUGGGAGCACUUGGAGAUCAUGAGACGUGAGAAUGAUGGCGUCUGGAGUGCUGCACAGACAACGUGCACAGAAUCCUUCCUCUGCCAGCCUCCUAGCAUUAAAGAGAGCGACUCCGAAGCAGAGACAUCUUCCAGUGGCAACUUCCUGUGGACCGACACCGAGGUGCAGUGUGAGGACAUUUUCACUUUAACACAACCGUACAAAAGCUUCAAGGAGUAUGUGGGAGACAAGACAGACGUGGGCAAUGCGGUGAUACCAGCAGCCAUGCUCGCUGGUUAUACUGGAAAUGGUCCCAUUCAACUGUGGCAGUUUUUACUGGAGCUGCUGACUGACCGCAGCUGUCAGUCAUGUAUCAGUUGGACGGGAGACGGUUGGGAGUUCAAGCUGACUGACCCUGAUGAGGUGGCGCUGCUGUGGGGACGCAGGAAGCACAAACCCAAGAUGAACUAUGAGAAACUGAGCAGGGGCCUACGCUACUACUAUGACAAGAACAUCAUCCGGAAGACGGCGGGCAAACGCUACGUCUAUCGCUUUGUCUGCAACUUGCAAGAGCUGCUGGGAUAUGAGCCGGGGGAGUUGCAUGCCAUGUUAGACAUCGGCGCCAAAGCCUAGUAAUUAAAACAUGAGCGGGAGCAAAAUUUUCCGAUUAUUUUAUCCAGCCACUAUGGUAAAUACAGACCUUUUUUUUUUUUAACAAACUCUAUCUAUUGGGCCAACCUUUAAGUGAACCUAAAAUUUAUGUGGCCAGAUUUUUAAACCAUGAAAAGAAGGCAAGUGGACGUGCUGAUUUAAUUUUACAAGCCAGUGAACAAGUUAUCAGACAUGCAGCGAGUGAGUGCGGCAGGAU
Doryrhamphus excisus (bluestripe pipefish) is the source of this 1255-nucleotide messenger RNA. RefSeq names its product protein C-ets-1-like. Gene Ontology annotation, molecular function: DNA-binding transcription factor activity, RNA polymerase II-specific; sequence-specific DNA binding. Gene Ontology annotation, biological process: regulation of transcription by RNA polymerase II; cell differentiation. NCBI's taxonomy places the organism in Eukaryota, Metazoa, Chordata, Actinopteri, Syngnathiformes, Syngnathidae. Gene Ontology annotation, cellular component: nucleus. The record is from RefSeq and is a predicted model, not a curated record.